UGCUUCCAAGUAGACCUCCCUUUUCGUUUCGAACAAUACAUACAAGCAGGGUAAGCUACACUCUAGUCAAUUGAUUCUACGUGCAAGAGCACCCUCUGCUCAUUGGUCUUGUCGACGCUAUACGAGCCUUUCCUCAAUCACAGUCGACACGGCACUCAUGACCAGCAAACGGGCUUGAUUGCCUCAAUACUUGUCCUCCGCUGCAAUGACAACCACAACUCAAUCACAGAAAGAACCGCCCUGGCACGCUGCGUUCCCGGUGCCACGAACAACAGAGCCGAAAUCAAUAUCACCUGAAGAUCUUCUCGGACGUCUGCAAGCGCGUGAGCGUGGCGGGAAGGACUUUCUGCUUGUUGAUCUACGGCGAAAUGAUCACGAGGGCGGUACGAUUCUCUCAUCAAUCAACAUCCCCGCGCAAACGCUGUACCCGAGUCUCGAGGCUUUGUAUGCGCUCGUCACAAAGGCAAAGGUACCCCUCGUGAUUUUUUAUUGCGGGUCAUCUGCAGGAAGAGGUACGCGAGCGGCAGGUUGGCUGGCGGAUGUGAUACAGGACAAGUCCACUUCCACUUCCACGUCCAUGUCCGAACAGGAGUCUGCUGGCGACUUCGUUGUUGAGAGUGUGAUUCUCAAGGGCGGGAUCAAGGGGUGGGUAAAAGGUGGUGAGUCGUAUACGGAGUGGAUGGACGGGUUUGAUGAAAAGGUCUGGAAGACGAACUCGUAGUUCACCUUCGGUAGUCGCUGCAUUCAGCGUCCACACAAAUUACCGUAUUUGGUGCCGUAACCUGCCUUGGUCUUGUUACAUGAAGCUGUACUGUGUGCUAUAUACUCGGCCUGACCCGUGUCCUGGGAUCACCUUGUGGCUGCA
Messenger RNA from Exophiala viscosa, 865 nucleotides. Its product is annotated as putative arsenate reductase. Gene Ontology annotation, cellular component: nucleus; cytoplasm. The coding region runs from base 206 to 721 and encodes 171 amino acids. Lineage: Eukaryota; Fungi; Ascomycota; Eurotiomycetes; Chaetothyriales; Herpotrichiellaceae. The record is from RefSeq and is a predicted model, not a curated record. Gene Ontology annotation, molecular function: protein tyrosine phosphatase activity. The transcript has a single exon.